CACGUAAACAGAGACAAUAGUUGGACAACGUACGCCAGUUGAAGGAAGCAGUUUGUAAACAAGUUGGUCUCAAUCUUUUAGAGUAUAUUGGCAUAGUUAUAUGACCCAAAAAUAACUUCAGUAUGCGAAUAAUUUAUUUUAACAUCCGGUGAGUUUAUGGAACGAGGAACGGCCACACAAGCUGCUAGUUAGCUAGUUGUUGUUAAGCUAGCAUGUUAGCUAACUGACAGCGUUAGCCCAGUCGGUAGCAUGGAUCCGUUAGGUAUAGUUGUGGAUGAAGUGGCUUUGGAGGGACUGGACGGAAUAACUAUCCCCUCUCUGUGGAUACGACUGGAAGAUAGAAAGCCUGCCUUUCGCCUCAAGCUCGACGACUGCACCAAGGAGCUCAUCUGGAAGUCAAUCAUCAGCAACACCGACCUGAAGGUGUAUCAAGUCCCGAAGGAGAGAGAUGAUGUGGUGCUGUUUGACAGGUUUAAAGACAUCGACCCAGAAACAGGCAUUGAAACAACACAGAGGUUUUCUGACACACGGAAAGACGUCUACCCGGUCCACAUUAUUCUAGAAAACAAGAAUGGGAUACAGGGCUCGUGUGCAUUCUUCAAAGAGAGGACAGACAUCACUAAGCUUGUCUGCUCCAAGUCCCUCACCCCAUUACUCAACUUGCAGGAGGCUUUGGAACGAUAUGGCCGAAAGCUUGUUGUCGUGGCAUCUCAGCCGCUGAGAUUCAGAACCCUGAUCGGUAUGGAAAGCGAUCCUGACUUGAAACUGAACGACGACUCUUACUGUGUGCUGGAACGAGUUGGCCGAGCUCGAUGGCAAGGAGAGCUGCAAAGGGAUCUGCACGGAUGCUCUUUCAAGAUCGAUGCUCGGAAGCUGCACUACAUGAGGAAGUCUCUUGUUAAACAUGGACUCAUCAGCAUGCAGUCUCACGUCACACGAGUGAACUCAGGACAACAGCAGCACUCCAUUCUUCUGCUGCUCAAACGCUUCCAUGUAAACAGGAGGGCUAAGUAUGACAUACUGAUGGAGUACGUGUCCAACCUUCUCCAGCAGUCACCUGGGCAGUUUGCCACUCUGAUCACAUUCAAAGAACAGCUGAAUGUGGAUGAACGUACUUCUAAGCGUGUAUUUCAAUACAUGCGAGCCGCUAAGUUGGUUGAGUAUUGUCAGUACCCCCUGGAGGACUUGGAUCCCUCUGCCGGGCCCUGCACCAACAAAAAAGGGAAUAAAGUGCUUGUGCGCUGUUUGAGAUUACUAAAGCCGUACACAAAGAAGGGCGUCACUGAUGAUGACGAUGAUGAGGACGAAGACGAAGAAGAUUACACUGGAGCGAGAGAAAGACCUCUCCCUCCAGAGGGGCGAAUCAUGGAGAGCGAUGUCCUGUCGCAGUCCUAUAACAUUGUAUUAUCUAGUGGUGCAAAGGGAAUCCCCCAGCGCGGUGUCGCGUCUAGGAUGAAUGCCGGAAAGCUGGAAGCUCGUAUGCUCUGCCGAAGGCUGGAGAGGGAUGGUGCGAUUAAGGGAUUCAUGGAGGACGAGGGUCGGCAGAGGACUACAAAAUACAUCAGCCAUAAGUGUGUUGGUGUGAGUAAUCAACUGCAACUGUUUGCUAAGGAGCAGGAACGGAAGAAGCUUCUCUACUCUUCCGCACCACAGAUGUCAGAUGCUGCACCGCCGACCCCUAAAACACCAACGACCUCAAAGUCGAAAAAACAAAGCGCCAAAUCUCCAGCAGCAAAGAAGGUUCAGAAAGCAGGUGGAGGUAGAAACAAAGAUGCAAAGGAGGCCGGGCAGACGUCUGGUGAUGGAGAGGUGAAUUCAGCAGAUGGAGGCUCGGAUGGAGAGGGAGGUGAAGCGGGAGAGAAAAGCAGUGUGAAGACUAAUCAGACACAACCUGAGAUCCCCACCGUACAACUUACACCAGCUGAAAGUGAAACCCCAGCCUGCAGCAAAUCAAUGACCAGUGUAGCUCCUGACUCAGUGUCCACGUCCAGAGCAGAAGAAGCUCGAGUUGAGGACGAAGAAUCCAACUCGAAUCCUGGCUCCGCGUCUCCUCAGAGUGAGGCGUUGAAUGCAGACGAUUACUCGGAGGACAACAACGUUGUGGAGGUUAAAGAUGUUUGGAAGCUGCAGGGCCCGACCCGUAAGAAAUCCAAAUAUGCUAUGGGGAAGUCUCAUGAGACGUACCGCCUGUUGAGGAGGAAGAACCUGAUAGUUGAGUCGGUCCGCAGCUUAAAGAUCAUCGAGGGUCUCUUCCCGCUGCAGAAGAUAAUUAACGAUGAAGAAAAGCAGGAUGGAAUCAGCUCAAAGUGCUGCAGGAAAACUAUUUUACGUCUCGUCGACAAUCUGUCCAGAGAAGGCUUACUGAAGGUUUACAAGACCACCGUCAUACAGGAUGGGAUCACCAAGAAGGUAGAGAUGGUCGUUCAUCCGUCCGUUCAGCCCAACGAUGACAUAGUGACCCGAGUCAUUGACCAGGUCCGCUUCAGAAUCUCCAGUUCUUACACGGCUGUACGUCUGCAGCACGCUGAGGAGAAAGCCAAAGAACAAGGCAUAGGGUCUGACGACGUGACCGGCGACUCUCCGAAAUCCCAAAAGAGAGAGAAGAAGAGAAGUAAAGCCGACGAGUUCAAGCCCACGACAGUUCGGGGAUUGGGGAAGACUUUUGGCUUCCAGCCUAAGAUGCAUCGUAUGCGUCUUGUUCAUAACUUCCUCUGGUACCUGAUCUACGGGCACCCGGGCAAUCAAAACUCCUCUGACUCCAAAUCAAGCAGUGAGACGCCGGCAGAGAAGAAGAGCUCAGAUCCGGAUGCCAAACAAAUGAAAGACUCCACAAACGGGCAAACGCAGCCAUCUGAAAAGGCUGCCUCCGGCUCUGUGGACCCACCAACCGCAGACUCUGCUUGUGUGAUAUCAUCGGGUGAUGAAGAGGAGGAGCUGAAGGAAACAUCAACACCUGGUCCCUCUCAGUCUGACUUUAAAGCGUAUACUGAGGAAGAGUCAUGGAAGAAAUUCAUUCCUCCUGUCCGUGUACACAAGGAGUUCGGCAGCGGCUGGGCGAUGGUCGGCGACCUGCUCCUCUGUCUGCCUCUCUCCAUCUUCAUCCAGGUCAUACAGAUCAAUUAUAAGGUGGAAGGGCUGGAGGAAUAUCUCAACGACCCUGUGAAGCAACACCAUCUCAUCAGUGCGCUGCCCGCCAGAAUGAGAAGACAGCUGCUUUACAAACGGAGAUACAUCUUCUCCUUUCAUGAGAACCUGCAGAAGAUGGUCUACAUGGGUCUGCUGCAGUUUGGGCCGGUGGAGAAGUUCAAGGAGAAAGACCAGGUGUUUGUGUACCUGAGGCGUAACGCCACCAUCGUUGACACCACCAACGCUGAGCCUCACUACUGGCUGGUCACAGAGUCCUCGGACAAACCCUUCGAGCAGCGGCAGUACUCGUUCAACACUGUUGAAGACGUAGAAAACUACUGGUUCGACCUGAUGUGUGUCUGCCUCAAUACUCCACUGGGGGUAAUCCGCAAUAAGAGAAAUGCUACAGAGGAAGAACACAAUCCUUCCUUUGUGCAUGAACGCAACGUGUUUGUGGGACUGGCCUACCUGCUGAAGGGGAAUCGACAAGUGUGUGACGACGGCUCGAUACCAGGAGACGGUAAAGGAGCAGGAGGGCUGGACUCUGAAUUCUUUGCUCAUCUUAAACGCAACUGGCUGUGGACCAAUCACCUCCUCUCGGUCAGAACGACCGCAACUGGUUUAGAGGCAAAGGAGAAUAAAGUCCGACUGAAGAGCCUCUUGAGUAAAAAUGCUCUCAGGAUUGCACUUAAAGCUGGAGGAUCUACGACACCGCGUUAUGUGACUGCCAAGCGUCCACUGGUAGAAACUGUUGAGAUGGAUGUUGAGCCUGCUUCCAGAAACCAGCAGGUGGUCGGAGGAAAGAAACAGAAGAGGAAGAGAACUAAAAAGGAAGUUGUCAAGGCUCCACGCAAGAAGAAGAAGGAGCCAAAGAAACGCACCCCGGCCCACGACGAGGCGGACCACCGAGCUUUGAAAAUGAUGACCAGACAGAGAGUGUACUGGUCUGUACAGGAGGACUCUCUGAUGAUGCUCUGCAGUGUGGCCUCACACCUGCUCAACAGCAAGUUAAAAAGGCCCUUCGUACCUUACUGUGUGGUAAGAGACCUGCUCCACGCAGAGUUUGAGAUAUCGAUGGAUAAAACAUCCGUCGCUGUCGGACGUCGCACACGAUACAUCCUCAAAAAUCCUCAGACGCUGCUGAACUACAGGAUCUGUCUGGCUGAGGUGUAUCAGGACAAACCUCUGAUGAGACUGUUGGAGGGCAAGAAACCUGCCGAUCCGAACAGUCCACAGGAUUGUGCUAAAUCGUUCGCCGAGUACGCCCGGCUGCUCAGACAGAAGUUCAGCGCUGUUAUUCUGAGCGCUCGUGAUAUGAUCAUGCCCGACUCAAAACUUCAGCUCUUCUCACGGUUUAAGGUCUCGGCAAUAGAGAACGGAAAGCGGGUGUCAUGGAAAGACGAUCUGAACUGCACGGAUGACAUUCAUGCCAUAGUGUUACAAAACUUGAUCCAGAGCACUCUGGCCAUGACCAACAAUCAGAUGAAGUCGUCCAGAUCCUUUCAGACCUUCCACAUGUACAGUAAGUACAACCAGGAGCUGCUGUGCCAAGCGUUCAUACAGUGCAGGAAGAGGGGUCUGGUCAACCGACGCCGUAUCAAUCAGCCGUUUGGCCCCAAGAAGAACCGAGCGCUGCCCAUCCUGCCCAUGUCCUACCAGCUGUCCCAGUCCUACUACAGGUGUUUCUCGUGGCGUUUUCCUCACUCGCUGUGCACUGAUUCCUUCCGCUUCUUGAGGAGUCUAAUAAACAACGGGACGGCAGACAACAAACCCGUCACCGCGUUCUACCAUGAAACCGAGAACCGGUCAGAGAACGGCGAGGAAGUGAUGGAGAGAAGGACGGGGUCAGAGAGGAAGAAGAAACAAAGCAAAAGGAAAGAAGACAGAGCAACAGCAAGCAAACCAGAGGUACCACCAGGGAAGGAAGGAGAGAACGACCAAAGUAAAAAGGAAGAAGAAGAGAAGGUGACUGAGGUGAACGAGGAGAUAAAUCCAGAGAAGGAAGGAGAGAACCACCAAAGUAAAAAGGAAGAAGAAGAGAAGGUGACUGAGGUGAACGAGGAGAUAAAUCCAGAGAAUGAUGGAGAGAACGACCAAAGUAAAAUGGAAGAAGAAGAGAAGGUGACGGAGGUGAACGAGGAGAUAAAUCCAGAGAAGGAAGGAGAGAACGACCAAAGUAAAAUGGAAGAAGAGAAGGUGACGGAGGUGAACGAGGAGAUAAUUCCAGAGAAGGAAGGAGAGAACGACCAAAGUAAAAUGGAAGAAGAGAAGGUGACGGAGGUGAACGAGGAGAAAACGGAGGCGACAAGCAAGACUGAUGAACAGAAAAACCCAGAAGAUUGCCUCACAGCUGGUUCUGGUGAAGCUCCCUCCAGCAGUGAGCAGACACACGAUCAUCUGCCCAAAGAAGAGCCAACAGAAGUGGCCGCUGCCUCAAACGCAGCACCCCGAGCGUCAGAGGAGCCUCCAGCCGUGUCGGACAUGAUGCAGUUCUCUAUGGACUCUCCGGGUGGAGCCAGCGGGGUCUCGCUCAGCCUGAUGUCUCUGGGACUGCUGAAUGUGUACAUGUCCAUACCUAAACAGAUGGUGGUGGUGGACAGCAACCUGGUGGACAACGAUGUAGUCAAGAGUAUGGCAGCUCUGGACGAAGAGGACGAAGAUGAUGAAGACGGCGAUGAGUGUGAGGGGAGAAAGAAAAUGGAGGUGAAGGCACACCAAGCGUCUCACACCAACUACCUGAUGAUGCGCGGAUACUGCUUUCCUGGCAUAGUCAAAAUCCGUAACCUCAACACUCUGGAUAACAUCGUGGUGGAGUCGUGUAUUAUGAGGUUGCAGCUGCGCGACACGCCUGCUCACCACAUGUUCAGUAUGGAGGGCUCCCCACCGCUGGACCUGACUAAAUGCGGUCCUUCCCUUCUUCCCUACGUCCUCUCCUCCUCCACCCGCACCUACUCCUCCUCCUCGUCCUCUCCGCACAGCCUGAAGGAGUGUGACGGGCGUUUGGUGCAGCAGAGAGGUUACACUCCUCAGGACGUUGAAGCAUGUGCUCGGCUCAGGAGGAGCUUAGAUGCAGCUGGUGAGAACGGCCUGGAUGUUCCUGACCUCUACAAGACUCAUGUCCACCUGCAGGAGCCUCGGUGUGGACGCAGCAGGAGCCUGCAGCAGUACCUGGAGGAGUUACAAGAAGAAGGCCAGGUGAUAAAAGUCGGGGGUUUGGGCCCCCGCUGGGUGCUCAUGCAGCAUGCUGAUCCGUGGCUGUUGACUGUAAGGCAGCCGUCCAAGCAAUGGUCCCAGUCACGCUCUGACAGACUCCCCUUUUUGGAGAACGAUCACAACAUCCCCUUCAUGCGCAAGAGAGCCCGGAGAGAAGUCCGAAAGCAGACUGAGGAACCGCCGGCAAAAAAAACGGCUGUGGACAAACGAGAAGGCGAGGGAUCGUCGAGUGAUGUAACGGGAGAGAAACUGAAUGAGGAAGAACAGCUGGAUGAGCAGAAAGACGGGGCAGAUGAUGGAAGUGGGGACAACUUGGAAGAGGAAGGAGGGAAGCUGCUGCAGCCUGAGGAGGACAGAGAGCAUGAGGCAGGACGGGAGGAGGUGGAAACUGAGGAAAGACAGGAAGAAAAUAACAGAGUCAGAGCGGACAGUUUAGACGAUGGAAGAGAGGAAGGAGCAGCAUGCUCUCCGCCAACAACACCAGCUGAUGUGGAUAAUGAUGGGAACGUGAGCUUCAUCAGCCGGCCGUGGCGCAUGGUUGACGGCAAUCUGAACCGGCAGGUGUGUAAAGGCAUGCUGGAGGCCAUUAAUUACCACGUCAUGUACCGACCCGGACUCACGCAGCAGUCACUGGUGGAACAUUACAAAGAUGUGUUGCAGCCGAUGGCGGUGCUGGACCUGGUGCAGGCGCUCAUAGACAUCGGCUGUGUGACGAAGAAAACUCUCAUUAAAGCUCCUAAACCUUCACUGUUCACCCGCUCUGCGCACCCGACAAGCAGCCACACAAAAGUGACGAUGGAGGAACCGGACUCCGUGUUUUAUGAGCCGACCAUCAGCUGCUGCCUGCGGCUCGGUCAGAUGUUACCCAACGAACGUCACUGGAACUGCUGCCUACCGUGACAGUAAUGAUGCACCUCACCUGGUGUCACAUUAGGUACAUAAAACGGCUUUUGAAAUUCAAGCCUAAGAUGAUCAGACUGUUGUGUUUAACCUAAAUGAUGUGAUUUUACAAAAUGUUUCAUGGCAUCAGGUUCUUUGACUUCUGGUUUUACAGAACAGGGAUUUCUUUGCACAUUUCUUUUAUUUUUGGAUUUAGUUUUUUAUGUUAAAUCUUUUUGUCUUAUAAUUAAAAUGAACACAAGUUAAUUAUAAGACCAAAAGUCUGUGUUCCUUCUUUGUAUGCUAAAUAAAUAAUAAUAAAAACAUGCAUUGCAUUACA
This is a messenger RNA of Cottoperca gobio, 7558 nucleotides long. It is a transcript of the gene gtf3c1, whose product is annotated as general transcription factor IIIC subunit 1. The coding region runs from base 250 to 7239 and encodes 2329 amino acids. The transcript has 40 exons. The record is from RefSeq and is a predicted model, not a curated record. Gene Ontology annotation, cellular component: transcription factor TFIIIC complex. Gene Ontology annotation, molecular function: DNA binding. Gene Ontology annotation, biological process: 5S class rRNA transcription by RNA polymerase III; transcription initiation at RNA polymerase III promoter. Lineage: Eukaryota; Metazoa; Chordata; Actinopteri; Perciformes; Bovichtidae.